Molecule: messenger RNA, 1215 nt
Organism: Cladophialophora carrionii CBS 160.54
Lineage: Eukaryota; Fungi; Ascomycota; Eurotiomycetes; Chaetothyriales; Herpotrichiellaceae
Exons: 5
Coding region: 1-1215 (404 amino acids)
Molecular function (GO): oxidoreductase activity
Source: RefSeq, a predicted model, not a curated record
AUGUCAAGCAAGAACAGGCUUGAUCUUUCGUGGUUUCAUGAUUCCGAAGAGCACGACAAUUCACCUAUCAAGGACUUCUCACCCACAGAAAUCACCAGGCGACCAUGGAAAGCAUUCUGGCCACCUAGGUCAGGAGCCAACUCCAAUCUGUGGCUUCUAUCCGAAUUUCCAGAAGUUCUCUCGUGGCAAUUCGAUCCCGACCGACCCUUCGAUCAACCUUGGCGGAACUGGCUCAGAAGCCUGCCCGUGAAAGGCGAAGUAGGCAACUGUCGAGAAAAAUUUACUUCGAAGAUUGUAAAUCGAGCGCCGGCCACGGAUAUCUCGGAUCUAAUUUCAGGUCUACCCAAAGUCCAAGGUGCCACUAUUACAUAUCUUGCUCCUCUGGAGCUCUACAAAACCCAGAAACCAUAUUUCAGCCAGCUACCCUGCGGAACGACGCUAGCGCGUACUAACCUUGUUGAAAGCGACCACCUCGUCGAGGUCUGUGAUAUUGGUGGCAAAGAAGACGUAUUUGAACUCGACGAGACAGGCUUCCAAUUCAUGCACCUUCCGACAGAAAUAUCAAAAUGGACGGACGAAAGCGUACGAUCAGAAUAUCUCCCAGCCAUAUCAGCAUGGCUGAAGGAAUAUUUCAAAUGCGAGAAGGUCUUCAUCUACAAUUACAAUCUUCGAACCAACGACACGACAAGAUCGGGGGAUGGCACAUGGAGAAGUCCCAUAUUCCGAGUCCACUGCGGUAAGCAAAAGCAAUCCAGCCCCUCAAAAGCAAAUCCACCAUUUCUGAUCCAGCCCAAAUCUCCAGACAACACCCCCGAGUCCUGUGCCAAACGCCUAGAAUUCCAGUUCCCAACUGAAGCGGCAGCAAUCAAAAGUGGUCGUUACCGGUAUAUAGACGUAUGGCGCUGUGUCGCCGACACGAACGUCGACGCCCCCCUUGCGGUUUGCGACUACCGCAGUAUAACACCAACUGACUUGCACAGAAUUGACAUAGUCUACCCACAUUUCAGCGAGGAAGGGUUCGAAGUGACGCAUAACCCUGCGCAUCGGUGGUACUACAAGAAGGGAAUGUCGAAGGAUGAUAUUGUGUUAUUCAAGAUCGAUGAUAAUUUGGAGGGCGUGGCUAGGUUUGCGCCGCAUACGUCUUUUGUUGACCCGUCGGCUUCGGGGAAUACUAAGAGGGCAAGUAUUGAGGUCAGGGCUAUCAUUUGUGGGUAA